AUGCAAGCUGUACUCCUCCCGGUUAUAUCCUUCGUUUCUCUUCUGUUGAGCGUGGUACCACUGGUACUGCACUGGAACAAUCGCAACGUGGCUGCCAGCAGCCUGAUCUGCUGGUACAUGAUUCUCAAUGUCUUCAACAUAAUCAAUGCCAUACUCUGGCCAACCGAUGACGUGAGUUCUUGGUGGAAUGGUAAGGGUCUAUGUGAUUUUGAGGGAAAGGUUAUGAUUGCGAGUUAUAUUGCUGUUCCUGGGACACUCGUUUGUAUCUUUCGCAGUUUGGCCUGCGUGCUGGACACCAGGCGUGCGGCCUUAGUUCCUACCAAGUCGCAGCGGUGGUGGAAUCGUGGAAUGACCCUGCUGUUCUGCUUCAUAGCCCCGGCAAUCGCAAUGAUCACACAGAUCAUCUAUCAGGGAGGCCGUUACUUUCUUUUUGCUAUUUCUGGUUGCGUCAACAGCUACGAUGAAACUUGGGUGACCCUGGUCCUGGCCUAUAUCUGGCCGCUGGUCAUCUGCCUGAUCGCUGGUUACUAUUGCGUGAUCGUUCUGCAUCGUCUCAGCAAGUAUCGAAGUCAAUUCGGAGACAUACUCCAAUCCUCGAACAGCAACAUGAACAAAUCUCGAUUCGUGCGGCUUUUCUUACUCGCCUUUCUCAUGCUGUUGGCUAUCAUCCCUGUUCAGACCUUCGUCGUGUGUACCAACAUUUUGCGUACCCUCCCGUGGCAUGCGUACUCCUGGGAUCGCGCCCACCCUCCUACCUGGAACACAAUCAUCAAAGUCCCUGCAAUGGGCGAAGUAUACUUUGACCGCUGGAUCCCAGCCGCAUCGGGCUUCAUGUUCUUUCUUUUCUUUGGCAGCGGUCGUGAUGCCACCAAAAUGUACCGCGCGAUCCUAGUUUUCCUGGGUAUGCAACACUGCUUCCCCUGCCUACGAACCUCCUCUGGCACCAGUUCGGCCGACUCGACCGGCUCAACAAGUAGCCGAGCGAAGUUACUUUUCAACUGGAAAUGGACAUCUGCAAACAGAACAAAUGUCAACAACACCACACACCGUCUACCCAUAGGUUACGACACCCAAGACGUUGAAAAAGGGGUCACGCUUCAGAGCAAGCAACCUGCGCGUACUCCAUGGUACAAGCGUGUGUGGCGACUCAAAGGGUCUCCUAGCAAAGAUAGGAUGCUCCCCCUCCACCACUUGGCCGAGAUAACUGCCAACACAGUCUCGACCAAUGCCUGGGCAGGCGUGAGUCGAAGCCGGAACAGUAGCGACCUUGGAAGCCCACCGCUCAAGGACGACCACAUUCGAGUCAAGCAAGUCAUCACCCAGCAGAGUGAGAUGUAUGCUUAG
This is a messenger RNA of Aspergillus japonicus CBS 114.51, 1344 nucleotides long. RefSeq names its product pheromone receptor. The record is from RefSeq and is a predicted model, not a curated record. Lineage: Eukaryota; Fungi; Ascomycota; Eurotiomycetes; Eurotiales; Aspergillaceae. Gene Ontology annotation, molecular function: mating-type factor pheromone receptor activity. Bases 1 to 1344 code for a protein of 447 amino acids. Gene Ontology annotation, biological process: G protein-coupled receptor signaling pathway. The transcript has 3 exons. Gene Ontology annotation, cellular component: membrane.